AUGCUAGGUGAUUUCAACGAGAUUCUAAACAACUUUGAAAAGAUUGGAGGUCCUAGGAGGAAUGAUUCUACAUUCCAAGAUUUUUCGGAAAUGCUUCAGAUUUGUGGUAUGAUGGAACUUCCUAGCACAGGUAACAGCUUCACUUGGAGUGGUAGAAGAGGUAACCUUUGGAUUCAAAGCAAGCUAGAUAGAGCAUUUGGGAACAAGGAUUGGUUCUCACAAUUUCAUGCGGCAAACCAAGCUUUCUUACCCAAACGUGGCUCUGACCAUCGUCCGGUUUUGGUUAAACUAAUAUCUUCUCAAGAAUCUUACAAGGGGUCUUUUAGAUUUGACAAAAGGAUGCUGCAGAAGCCUUUAGUUCGAGAAGCUAUUAACAACGCCUGGAAUUCGAACUUGCAAAGUACAAACAAUUCUGUGGCUUCUCGACUCAGAUUGUGUAGGAAAGCCUUAAGUAAAUGGAAAAAAGAAAAUCAACUAAACUCAAAGGAUAUGAUUUCUAAGCUUCAAGCAGAUCUUGAAGAUGAAGAAUCUCUAAUUUCUCCAUCCUUUGGUAGGAUGGAUUUCCUUAAGAGGUCCUUAGUCCGACCUUAUAAAGACGAGGAAAAUUUUUGGAAACAGAAAAAUAAAGAUGUUUGGAUUCUUCAUGGAGAUAGUAAUACAAAAGUCUUUCAUGAGGUUGUUAAAGCUUCAAGAUCAAGGAAUGAAAUUGGGAAACUGCUUGAUAAAAAUGGGUUUUAUCAACGGUCAAAAGCUUCGAAGGGGCAGGUAGCUAUCCAAUAUUUUUUGGAUCUUUUCAAGUCUACAAACUCGGAGAAUUACACUGAGUUUUUCCAUGAUUUUCCAAAGAAAGUAACAUCAGUUAUGAACCAUCAUUUAACGAUGAAAGUUUCAGCCAAAGAAGUUAAGGAUGCUGUUUUCUCUAUUAAACCAGACAGUGCUCCGGGAGCAGAUGGAAUGUCUGGUCAUUUUUUUCAAAGCUUCUGGGACAUUGUAGGCGACCGGUUUACUUCAGAAGUUCUUGGUUUUUUUGAGACAGGGGUCUUGCCCGCUGAAUGGAAUUACACGCAGAUCUGUCUAAUCCCUAAGAUAGUUAAUGCUACUUCUAUGUCAGAUUUGAGGCCUAUCAGUUUAUGUACGGUUAUGUACAAGACGGUGUCCAAAAUCUUGGCAUCAAGACUUCAGAGAUUUCUCCCCAACAUUGUGUCUUCUACUCAGUCAGCUUUUGUGAAGGAUUGUCUCAUUUCAGACAAUAUUAUUUUGGCUCAUGAAGCAAUUCACAGCCUCAGAACGCAUGAUACUGUAUCAAGAACUUAUAUGGCUGCUAAAACGGAUAUGUCGAAAGCCUUUGACAGAGUAGAAUGGACAUAUUUACAAGCUCUUCUUAGAGCUCUUGGGUUUGCGGAAGUUUGGGUCAAAUGGAUUAUGUCUUACGUUUCCUCGGUCAAAUAUUCUAUUCUGAUCAAUGGCCAAGCUCACGGUUUCAUCGUGCCUCAAAGGGGUCUAAGGCAAGGUGAUCCUUUAUCACCAUUUCUUUUUGUAUUAUGCACGGAAGGUCUCACCCAUUUGUUAAAUCAAGCAUCAAACAAAGCUCUCCUAAGUGGCAUUCAAUUCAACAACGAAGGACCGGCUGUUAAUCAUUUAUUUUUUGCGGAUGACAGCUUGUUUCUGUUCAAAGCUGAAGUUGAUCAAUGUCAAAUUUUUCAAGAUAUACUUUGUAAGUACAGUAAAGCAACAGGACAGGCCAUCAACUUGGAGAAAUCUUCCUUAACUUUUGGAAAAAACAUCAGUUUGGAUGUAAGGAAGCAGAUUCAGCUUAAGCUUGGCAUUUUCUCGGAAGGUGGAGUUGGAAAAUACUUAGGCUUGCCGGAGUGUUUCAGUGGUUCAAAAAUUGAAAUGCUAGCCUAUAUCCAAGACAAAAUGAAAGGGAGAAUGUCUUGCUGGUAUACAAGGUUCCUUUCUCAAGCCGGUAAGGAGAUUUUUCUCAAAUCAGUUGCUAUGGCCAUGCCUAUAUAUGCUAUGAGUUGCUUCAGGUUGCGAAAAUCAACUUGUAGAAACCUCACAUCUGCUGUGGCUGCUUUUUGGUGGAGAUCAUCAGAGGACAAAGGCAAAAUCCACUGGUUAAGUUGGGAUAAGUUAUGUGUUCCAAAACAUUUAGGAGGGAUGGGUUUUAAAGAUAUCGAGCUAUUUAAUCAAGCUCUUUUGGCAAAGCAAGCUUGGAGGAUCUUAUCUGAUCAGUCAUUUCUUCUCAGUCGAUUUCUAAAGAGUAGAUACUUCCCUUCAGGGAACUUUUUAUCUGCUUCUAUGGGAUCUAGACCUUCUUACGCUUGGAGAAGCAUAUUGCACGGUAGAGAACUUUUGGCUAAAGGUUUAAGGCAUAUGGUUGGUAAUGGUCAAACUUUAUCUGUCUGGUCUUCACCCUGGAUUGUGGACGGAGAUAGACUUCGCAUUCCCUUGAUGAAGAACAUACUGAUUGAUCUGAAUCUCAGAGUUUCUGAUCUCCUGCUUCCCAAUUCCCAUAACUGGAAUAUGCAGAAACUUGAGGAGCUAUUUUAUCAAGAAGAUAUUGAGCUCAUCCUGAAGAUUAAACCAGUGAUUGAUAGUCCGGAUUUCUAUUGUUGGAACCAUACUAAAUCUGGAGAUUAUGCGGUUCGCUCGGGUUACUGGUUUGCAGAAAAAGAAACGUUUAAAGAAGCCUAUGCACUGGGUCAAGCUCUACCCUCUUUGAAUGAAAUCAAGAAUAAUAUUUGGCUUCUAGAAACAGAACCAAAAAUCAAGAUGUUUCUUUGGAAAGCAGUUUCUGGAGCGUUACCUGUGGCUGAUAACCUCAUCAACAGAGGAAUGAAAGUGGAUACAAGAUGCCAAAUUUGUGGAUUAGAAGGAGAAUCCAUUAAUCAUGUCAUGUUUACAUGUACGGUAGCAAAACAAACAUGGGCUUCUUCCAACUUCCCUGUUCCGCAGAAUGGGUUUGAUCACAAUUCUAUCUACGCCAACAUUUACUAUGUUCUAAAGACAAGGAUAAACCAGAAUAUUCCCCAUUCAAUCAGAAGAAGUGGUCCCUGGAUCCUGUGGUCAAUAUGGAAGAACAUGAACUCCUUUUUCUUCGAAAACAAGUUAUCCUUAGGUCCUCCCCUUAUCAGAUCAAUAUAUGAAGAAACAGAUCAUUGGUUUCUAGUCAAGGCGAUGGAAAAACAGGAAUGUCAAAUUGAUCUUGAAAGAAAGAAGAGGAUCAUUUUCGGUUGGAAACCUCCUCCAAUAUCAUGGCUCAAAUGUGAAAUUGGAUCGGCAUGGGACAAAGACAGGAAUCAAAGUGGAGCUUCUUGGAUUCUUUCAAAUGCAGAUGAGUUUGACCUUGAGAUCAGAGACAAGCCAGGAGUCAAGAAUGGUGUAGCUGAUCACUUGUUUAGACUAAAGAUUGAUAGUGGGAUCCAUAUUGAUGAAGGGCUUCCAGAGGAACAGAUCAUGGCAAUUGGAGCAGUGGUAGCGGUUUGUGAAACUGGAAAGAAGCUUGAAGAGGUGAAGGCAACUGAAGAGAAAGGCCCUUGGUAUGCUGAUUUGGUGAACUACUUAGCUUGUGGAAGAGAGCCAAUGGGUCUUGACGGAUAUGCCAAGAAGAAGUACAAAUGGGGAGAAAGGACCGACAAAAGAUGGAAGCUGAGAAACAAGAGCUUGCAAGGCAAGAGACUGCUAGACAUGAGAAGUCUUUAUCCUCAGUAUCAACAAGUAUUGGCAGCAAAAAAGAGAGAAGGAAAGCACGUCGUCACUGCUGAGAGUGUAGAUGCUGGUGGUAGAAGGUCAGCCCAUUCCAAAAGGUCUAAGGAACCGAAAGGCAAGGGGGUAACUCUUUCCCAAGAGGAGGAGAAUGAAGACAUCACUGAGGAAGACCAAGCCCCGCACAAGCGAGCUAAAGUGUCUAAGGGGAAGAAGGUCGACACUGAGAGGGAUAGAACCAAGACACCAACUGAAGAUGAGCUAUAUGGGCAUUUGAAGAAUGGUGUAUCGUGGCCUCCAACCCGAUUUGCAGAUAUCAAGAUCAUGGAAGAGUUGGAGAUAGGUGACGACAUCAAGCAAAUGUUGGAGCACAUGAACAUGCCGAGCUUCUUCACUAUGGCUUAUCCUACAUACGAAGAUGAGUCUUGUCAGUUCUUGUCAUCAUUGGUGGCUACUUUUCACACCGCCAAACAUGUGAGGCAAGGAUGGGGAAAGAUCAAGUUCAAGAUCCAUGGGAAUGUUUACAACAUGACCUUCAAGGAGAUUGGAAAAGCUCUUGGUCUUCAGGAUUUGGAGGAAUCUUCCAUCCCUAUCCUAUAUGAUGCCCCUAGGGAGGAAAGCAUAGCUAGAAUGGUGUGGAAGGUGUUGGCGAGGAAGACCCGCAAGCCAAACCGUGAUAAGAAUGCUUCCAUUCGCCGCCCUUCAGUGCGCUAUCUCCACCGGUUAAUUGUCCACACCAUCUUUCCAAGAAAGGAACCAGGCACCGUUAAUGAUGAGGAGCUACAACUUCACCAAACCGUUCAGCUUUAUGCUCACCCUUCUUAG
Brassica oleracea var. oleracea is the source of this 4533-nucleotide messenger RNA. RefSeq lists its product as uncharacterized. The transcript is spliced from 3 exons. NCBI's taxonomy places the organism in Eukaryota, Viridiplantae, Streptophyta, Magnoliopsida, Brassicales, Brassicaceae. The record is from RefSeq and is a predicted model, not a curated record. Bases 1 to 4533 code for a protein of 1510 amino acids.